This is a messenger RNA of Ogataea parapolymorpha DL-1, 4752 nucleotides long. RefSeq names its product Ubiquitin-protein ligase (E3) that interacts with Rpt4p and Rpt6p. Lineage: Eukaryota; Fungi; Ascomycota; Pichiomycetes; Pichiales; Pichiaceae. The transcript has a single exon. Gene Ontology annotation, molecular function: ubiquitin protein ligase activity. The record is from RefSeq and is a predicted model, not a curated record. Gene Ontology annotation, biological process: protein polyubiquitination; proteasome-mediated ubiquitin-dependent protein catabolic process. The coding region runs from base 1 to 4752 and encodes 1583 amino acids. Gene Ontology annotation, cellular component: nuclear speck.
AUGACACGGAAAGUUGAAUUGAAGAAGUCAAGAAGUCAUACCAGAGACUCUCAAGAGUCCUCGGACCCUGAGGUUAACAGGUUUGAUGAGGAGAUGGCGGACGCAGACUUUGACACUGAUGACCGGGAGGAGGAGAACGCAGUCCUGUCCAGGCUUGCGGGGAAUUACAGACGGUUUUCAGAGUCUCAGAACAGAAUACGACAGGAGGAGUCUGGAGAAGACGACUACUCUCAUGACCACUACGGUUAUGACGAGGAGUCAGAAGCCCAGGAAGACGAUGAGGACCUAAUGCGCUCGCUCCAUGGGGUUUUGGGCGCUAACAGAAGCAGGACAGGUGCGCCUUUACAGCUCUCUUUGGCCAAUGCCUUAGGCAGCUCUUCUCGUCCGGACGAGUCGCGCGGCAACACAAGGGGCAACGCCGAGGAAAAUGACGGGAAUCAACAAGAUGCUGAAUUUGGCAUGUUUAGGAGCGCGUUGGGGAGAAUGUUCCCAGGAGCAGGGUUCGGCGAAAUGUUUGGAGGCGUCACCCGUAUUUCGGAGCUGGCAAAUGCUUUAAAAGAACAUGAGGAUCCAUAUAUGGUGUUGGAGACACUCAACGAAUUAUCUGAGCGGCUGCUAAUGAUUAACGGGAUUUUAGCGGAACGAAACCUUCCCACUUACAGACUGGCACAAGCAAUCGUCUCGGUGAUUGAGAAUCCUCUAUACCAGGAAGACCUGGAAGUGCAACUUGUCUCCUGUCGGUGCCUAUACAAUUUACUCGAGGUGAACGUCGACGCAGUACAUGAUGCUGUUGCCGCAGGAGCAAUCGAAGCUCUGCAGUCAAAGCUUUUGGAAAUCAGCUACAUCGAUCUGGCGGAGCAGGCUCUACAGACUCUUGAAAUGAUUUCGCGUGACUGUGGCAGAGACAUACUGAUGAAAAACUGUCUACCAGCGUGUCUCAUGUACUUGGACUUUUUCACUAUACAUGCCCAACGAAAGGCCCUUUCCAUCGCAGCAAACUCACUAAAAUAUGUGCCAAAAUCCAAGUUUGACGAUGUACGUGAAGUUUUCCCCAUCAUCGAGCGUGUUGCCAUUGAAUACUCAGACUCUACAAGUGUGGAAAGCGCGUGGCUAGCCAUAUCGAGAGUUGUGAAAAGCUUCGAAAAGGAACCAUCUUUAUUAGAGUCUUUGAUCAGUGAGAACUUACUCAAGAAAUUACUCACUCUUCUCCCAAGCUGUCUAGGUAAAGGCUCACAUUCCAACAACUUGAUCAGUUUCAACUCCUGUUUAAAACUCAUUCAGUCUCUUUCGAUUAUUGCCAAUUCGUCUCCGAAACUAUCACUAUUGCUUUUGGAGAAUGGGGAAUUAGGCCGAAUGAUCUUGACUUCAUUGGCAGGAUUUGACCGCAACACAAGUGACACGGCUCCAGAGUCUUCCGCACCUCAAGUUUCUGUCGAGGCUUUGAUGGCCACUCCAAAAGAGCUGAUUCUGGCUAUGAUCAACCUCAUUGCGCCAAUUCUUCCAUUUGGGGAACCAGACGGUGACGCACAAGGCAAGAUGGACGUCGGAAAUUUUCGUGGGACCAACCACUCUCAAGACCGGAUAGAAAUGAAUAAGACAAGGCUGUCACUCUAUAAAGACGGUGAUAAUAUUGGCAAAUUUGAGACAUUUGUUAGCGACAUGCUUCCAUUGAUGAUAAACAUCUACACAUCAACUGUGGAUUAUAAAGUUAGACGUUUGGUGUUACUUUGCAUGCUUCGCGUGGUGUACGCAUCCACGAAGUCUCAGCUGGCGAAUCUUGUUCAAAGCUGCAAUGCAACAUCAUUAUUAGCAUCAAUUGUUAUUCAUGGUAUCCACGUAUUAAGGAAAAGCGGCCAAUCUCGUUCAUCCACGUUUGAGAUGAGACCUUAUGUGUUGAUGUACGGAGCAUUGACAAUUACGGAUAUUCUUCUGCUCAAAGCGCCAGAGGUGUUUGUGGCAGAGUUCGAACGGGAAGGACUCAUAACGCACACUCAACAUUUUAUGAACGAUCUUGAUCAGGAUGAAAGAAUGGUUAAGGCUUUGGAAAGACAGGAGGAUUACAUGGACGAAGACAAAAGCGAGGACGAGAGACCGAAAAUCAGCUCCGAUGAAAGAACUCAGGAAGAAGACCCGCACAAUGAUGAAGAGAACAGCGAGGAUGAAUCAAACGAAGACGAGGAAGAACCUGCAGAUGCCCAAAGUGACGACGAAGAGCUGUCAACCCGUUUGUCCACACGUUUUGUUCGUGAUUAUACGUUAGAUAGUGACGGCACUUCUUCGAUCACAAUGGAGUCCCUACUACUAGAGCUGGCCAGAUUGUGCAAAAUUUUUGAGCGAGAUUACAAGGCUUUAAAACAGACAACGCCAGUUUUCAGCUCUUCCCAGGCCAUAAUGCUGACCGAGAUGAAAUCCAUUUUCGACAACAGCCUUAGCUUGAGUUAUCAAGAAUGGGCGGACGUUUGGCGCAGGUUCGCAGAAACCUGUGGAUUUCUGAACAGCGAACGGCACAUUUCAAGCUUUGAGCUGAUUGCUUCUGGUAUGAUUGCGUCUCUUUCAGACCUCUUCCGUCGAGAGCUGGCGGAAGAAAAUUCAAAUUGCGUGAAGGCAUUCCAGGAUCUGAUUUGUUCAAGUUUCAGUCCUUUGGGAAACGGUGAACAUCUUCCGCUGGUGUAUUUUGUCAAAAAGCUAGAAGAAGCUUUGAGCAGGACAGAGUCUUUUGAGAUCAUCAGCUCGGGAGCUAACUGCUAUGCAUCUGGCGUAAGCGGCCCUGCCUCUUCAAUGGCGAAACAGAUUAAAAUAAAACUUAUUCCCGAGGACCCAGAGCAUGGUGGGAGACAGCUCAUGCUUAUGGUCCAUGCUAUUGCCACGUUCAAAUCAAUCAACGGCUUUUUGAAACAAAGAGCAGAUGGAAUGAGAGGUCUAAUGAGGGCCAUAACCAUGCCAGCGCAGUCUGCAGAGGGGGAAGCACCUUAUCAUAUUGAAUUCUCGAUAAAUGGCGAGGUCAUCCCGCACGGAACGACCAUUUACGGCGCCAUUUACCGUUCUUUCCAAAAUGAAUCAAAUGAUAUCGUGCCCUCACGGAAGAUCUGGACCAGUGUCCCUCAUGAAGUCCAUUAUCGUAGGGUGGAGGGUGAGUUGCCGGUAUAUGAGGAGGAUCUUUAUCCAACUGAGGGAUCUGAAGAUUCUUUGGAGUCUUUGGGCGACAUAUCUACUGCCCAAAUUCUGGAACUUCUACAAAUGUUGUACACAGUUAACAGUGCCACUCAUCACCCCGGAGCCACGGAGACACUAUUUUUGAACUACAAACUCACUGCAAAACUGAAUCGCCAAUUGGAAGAGCCUUUGAUUGUGGCUAGCGGAACGCUGCCCGACUGGAGCGUGCACAUCACUCGACAAAUGCCGUUCUUGUUCCCGUUGGAUACAAGAGUCUUCUUUUUGCAAUCGACCUCUUUUGGAUACUCUAGACUCAUCAAUUUGUGGCAAACUCGGUCCAAUCAAGAUGAAGAAGCGUCUGGAUCUGGAGGAAACAGCGCUUCACAACUGGGACGCCCUGUUAGACACAAGCUGCGUUUGUCCAGGAAGAAGCUUUUGCAAGGCGCCAUCAAGGUAAUGGACUGCUACGGCACGAUACCGGGAGUUUUGGAGAUUGAGUAUUUCGACGAAGCUGGAACUGGUUUGGGGCCUACGUUGGAGUUCUACGCCAACGUAUCGAAAGAAUUUGCAAAAGCUAAGCUGAAAAUGUGGAGGACGAACGGCCGCACUUAUUCCGAUUCUGCCUCCUCAUCUGAUUCCGACAGCGAAUAUGUGAAAUUUGAAACAGGACUUUUCCCUCGACCAAGUGCCAAACCAAGUUCAAAAGUACUGCAUCUAUUCUCCGUCUUGGGAAAGUUCGUUGCUCGCUCGCUGUUAGAUUCGCGGAUCAUCGACUUUGAGUUCAACCCGCUAUUUUUCGAGAUUGCCAAAGAAUUGGACACCAAGAGCUGGAAAGAGUUGUCUAGGAAAAAAUCCAUUGAACGCCUGAGCAGGGUCGAUGCCGACCUUGCUAAAUCUCUCGGUCAUCUAACCAGGUAUUUGGACGCUUAUGCCGAGGUUGAGGAGUCAGAAAGGCCCGAAAUCUUGAUUGAAGGCUGCAAGUUGAGCGACUUGUCUCUUAAUUUCACGUUGCCGGGCUACGAGGACGUCGAAUUGUGUUUGAACGGAGAAGAAGUGGAAGUUGACCACACGAAUUUGGAACGAUACGUGGACAAAGUGAUUGACCUUACCAUCAAAUCUGGCGUGCGGUCCCAGAUCCACUCUUUUGUGCAAGGCUUUUCUGCUGUCUUCCCCUACUCAUCCAUGACCAUUUUCUCCUCAGCUGAGCUUGUGAAGCUGCUUGGAAACGGUGAAGAAGACUGGUCCUACGAAACAUUGGCAGGUGUCAUCCACGCGGAUCACGGCUACAGUAUGGAUUCGCCAAGCGUGCAGCGUCUGAUGGAGAUCAUGAGCGAGUUCACCGCCGACGAACGCCGCAAGUUCCUGCAGUUCCUUACUGGAUCGCCGAAACUCCCAAUUGGAGGUUUCAAAUCCCUGAGUCCAGAUUUCACAGUUGUUCUCAAACACCCCGAGGACGGUCUGAAACCGGACAACUACCUGCCGAGCGUGAUGACGUGUGCCAAUUAUUUGAAGCUGCCCGACUACUCGUCCAAAAGCGUCAUGAAACAGCGCCUACAAACCGCAAUGACCGAGGGCGCGAAUUCAUUUUUACUUUCAUAA